CGUUCACCACCACGACCAUCCCUCAGCGCUAUCGAUAGCCCGACCACGACGAUAGCUCAUGUCCAACGCCCUCACGGCCACGCUAUACCCACAUCUUCGCUGGUAGCUGACGACUGGCUACAUAGACACCAGCAGCCUCAUCCGGGCCCCGGCUGCUCAGCCAGCGCCGCCUACCAUGGCCUCACCCCCAAACCCGCACGCCCCACGGCGGUCGGGUGCAUCGCCGUCGACGUCGUCACCCGCUGCCACAGGCUCGGAGCAGAUUAUCGGCAAGUUCAAGCGCUUGCAUCACAUUGGCAAAGGCAGCUUCGCCGAAGUCUAUCGUGGCAUCCACAUUGAGAAACGGCAGUCGGUCGCCAUCAAGUCGGUCAACAUGAACAAGCUGAACAAGAAGCUCAAAGACAACCUCGUCUCGGAAAUCACCAUCUUGCGCAGUCUGCACCACCCACACAUCGUGUCGCUCAUCGACUGCCACGAGACGCCAUCGCGCAUGCACAUUAUCAUGGAGUUUUGUGAACUCGGCGACCUGUCAGCCUUCAUCAAGAAGCGCUCCGAUCUCGUGAACCACCCGCAAACCCAGCGCAUGAUAGAAAAGUACCCCAACCCAGCCGUGGGCGGCCUCCACGAGGUCGUCGUACGCCACUUUGCCAAGCAGAUGGCCAGCGCUCUCGAGUUUCUGCGAUCCAAGAACUACAUCCAUCGUGAUCUGAAGCCCCAGAAUCUGCUUCUCAAUCCAUCGUCCAUAUUCUACUCUCAGAGUGGAACUCUGGAACGCAUGCCUCUGGCCGCCAGCGCAAACUCCUUGAUACCCGCCACUGGCAUUGCCUCGUUGCCCAUGCUCAAGAUUGCUGAUUUCGGCUUCGCUAGGAUUCUGCCAACUACCUCACUGGCCGAAACCCUCUGCGGCUCUCCCCUCUACAUGGCACCAGAGAUUCUGCGAUAUGAAAAGUACGAUGCAAAGGCUGAUCUGUGGUCCGUGGGAACCGUUCUCUUCGAAAUGAUGUGUGCUCGGCCACCAUUUAGGGCCAACAACCACGUAGAAUUGCUACGCAAAAUCGAAGAGCGCAAGGAUCAGGUCCGAUUCCCAGAAGGUCUCGUCAGCAGCAGGGCCAUGAAGACUCUCAUUCGCGCACUCCUGAAGCGUAAGCCAACUGAGCGCAUGUCUUAUGAACAUUUCUUCUCAGACCCGGUCAUCCGUGAUGAAAUUCCAGACAUGGUGGACGAAGACCUUCCUGGCUCCAUGCAAGCUUCUGAGCGUAUGCAAACCUCUGUACUAGAACCACCAAUCGAGCCACCUAGGCGACUACAGAAAGCGCCUGUUGAAAUGGAUCCAAGGGCUGCUGAUAAUCCAUACUCGCCAUUGCCCAGAGACAGGACGAUAGCCCCUGGCACAACGCCGCCUUCACGGCCCAGCUCUAGACCCGUUUCCGGUAACUUCUCUAGCACUCCACCGCAACACCUUUCUGCACGAAGGGCCAACAAUGCCCCGGCCGAUCCUAGCGACGAACGUAGGUCGACUCGCGAACACCGCCGACCCACUCUUACCAACGCGGCAACCGCACCAGGACGUACCGCUACACUGCAGGAUCAGACCGCCGCACCCACUACCAUCGGCCAUAGGCGCAAAUAUUCUCGCGAUGAGCAAGCAUCGACACCUACCGGCCUCAAGGAGCACUUUGACCGCGAGCGGAUCCCACAGAGAGCGGAAGCCAAUGUACUGAAAGAAGCGGCAGAACGAGCUGCACAAGACAACGCGCUUGACGAGGGAUUUGUAUUUGUAGAGAAGCGCCGUGUGGAAAUCGACGCACUCGCAGACGAGAUUGCCAAUAGCCCGCAAACACAACGAGAUCGUCUCGUUCACCGAGAAGUUCCAAUGAAGCGACGUUCGACAACACAAGGGUCCCCAACAUCGAUCACUGGCGCAGUCCCUUCCAAGGCCAUCCAGAUCCAACAAAAGCCAACCAUUACCCACCAACGCACGGCUUCAUACAGUCGGAGACAGUAUCGUCCAAGUUUCGAAACCGCUACUUCUGCCUUGUCCAAGGCUAUGAACAUGGUCAACAUUCGAGGGCUUGGUCUAUCACCACCCGUCAUGAAGGGCGUAUCUCCCCCACAGGGCUAUUCUGCAUUUCCUGCGUAUCCAACUGCGCAAAGCAGUAUGUUGCUGGUCGGCGAUGGAGGCAAAGUGGUGGGCAAGGACGAAGACACUAGUACGGUUAAAAGGAUUGAAGAUCUGGCGCAGCUCAGCCACGUUGUUUACGGCUUCGCAGAAGUCAAGUACAGCCAGCUCGUCCCAGUUGCACCAAGCGACCCGGCUCUAGGUAUCGGCUCCACUGGCGUUGCUCGCAAGCCUAGUAGCGAUGUAAUUGACGACGAGGAUGACGACGACGAUGAUCUGACGCCCGAUACUGUUCUUAUCAUCUCUGAGGAAGCGUUGGUACUUUUUGUGAAAACGUUGGCGAUGCUGAACAAGGCCAUGGACUUGACCGGUAGUUACUGGAACCGAACUCGACGUAACAGCGGUCCUGACGGUGCAAGCCGAACUAAUGCAAAACUUGGCCAAGUAGUCUCUUGGAUGCGCGACCGAUUCAACGAGUGCUGCGUCAAAUCUGAGAUAGUUGCACGCAAACUCAAGCAGGCACAGCAGCAGUUACCAGCAGACCAUCCCAGUCAUCCUCAGAAUCAGUCAGCGGCAUCUGGUUCUACGACUGCGGUUGGUUCUGCCGAGAAUAUUCUGCUUACAACUGGCGUCACGGCCGAAAAGCUGCUAUACGAUCGAUCCCUAGAAAUGAGCCGCCAGGCAGCCAUUGAUGAGCUUACUGGACACAAUCUGGCCGACUGUGAUAUUAAUUACUGGACUGCUAUCACAAUGCUUCAAGCUGUCUUGGAAGAAGAGGAAGAUUCGCCCAACGACAAGGCAGAUGCUGAGGAAAUCAAUGGUCUCGAUGGUGAAGACCGACGCUCGAUCCAGAAGCUUCUCGAACAGAUGAGAAGCCGCCAAAGAGCGCUGAAGAAAAAGCUUGAUGUACUCAGGGCUCAAAAGCGCACCUCCAUCACCAGUGCGCCCGCACCACACUCCGUCGGUCGCAGCUCGCCUUCUCAGGGUGUCGCAAAGUAGUUGCGCAGAGCACAGAGUGCUACACGUUUGCACACAACUUUACAUUUACUGGCGUCUAGGAACAGGAUGGUCUGCACGCCACUCUGGUUUGCUUUUAUAGGUUUGAUUUAGCUUUCUUUCUGUCUGGUUGGGGACAAUGGCGCCUCAUGGAGGGCUUCGGCGUACUCGCAUGCAUUCGCAUAUGAUACCAGGAACUUGGGUAGCGAUGAUGUGCAGUUCCAUUUCACUGUCGGGCGUUGUUUGAAUUAUAUAGCGGGUCUGGGUUCAGGGCGCACGGCUUUGGCGGCGUUUCAUCGUGUCACAGAAUGAUGUCUUGGGUCGUCUUGAGGAGCAGUUGUUGCGUUCAUCUUAGACCGGCCCAUAAGGCAAACGAACACGUAUCGAACCCUAAGCAGUAUUAUCGAUAGGAGAAGAAUGAAUAUGGAUUAAUGUAUCAAAUCUGUCAAGCAAGU
Messenger RNA from Alternaria alternata, 3570 nucleotides. RefSeq names its product MAP/microtubule affinity-regulating kinase 4. Gene Ontology annotation, cellular component: autophagosome; cytoplasm. The record is from RefSeq and is a predicted model, not a curated record. Gene Ontology annotation, biological process: peptidyl-serine phosphorylation; autophagy; autophagosome organization. Gene Ontology annotation, molecular function: ATP binding; protein serine/threonine kinase activity. The coding region runs from base 176 to 3118 and encodes 980 amino acids. The transcript is spliced from 3 exons. NCBI's taxonomy places the organism in Eukaryota, Fungi, Ascomycota, Dothideomycetes, Pleosporales, Pleosporaceae.